Molecule: messenger RNA, 7241 nt
Organism: Polyodon spathula (Mississippi paddlefish)
Lineage: Eukaryota; Metazoa; Chordata; Actinopteri; Acipenseriformes; Polyodontidae
Gene: cacna1ab
Product: calcium channel, voltage-dependent, P/Q type, alpha 1A subunit, b
Exons: 33
Coding region: 1277-7156 (1959 amino acids)
Biological process (GO): calcium ion import across plasma membrane; chemical synaptic transmission
Cellular component (GO): neuronal cell body; voltage-gated calcium channel complex; membrane
Molecular function (GO): high voltage-gated calcium channel activity
Source: RefSeq, a predicted model, not a curated record
CCUGCACUUUUUCAACUCUCAGUCGCUAUAUUGACAAAGAAGGCUACUGUGUAACUCGACCCGUCUGCUUCUUGCUGUGAAGUGCACCGCCUCAGUGACACCCUCCUUUUAUAAUAAACUCGAGCAAAUAAAUGCAUAAAGUAAUUAUUCACGUACUUCGCUAGUUUGUGAGUUUCUGUAUCGUGUGUGAAUGCGGGGCUUGGUGUAGGUGGUAAGCGAACAGCUGCCCUAUGAAUCCAUAGGCUGGCCCGCAGCGAAUCAUGGGCUCGGCGCGUCAUGUGCUGCUGAAGCUUUGACGAGGCGCUUGGGAACGGCGCUUGGGUCGCGUUAAAUUGUUCACAAGCUCAUUAUAGCCCAACCUGCCCGCGCAUCACACAGACCUAUCCGCGUUGUUUCCCAGGCUCGUUUGAGCAAAGUCGGGAGGAGGCAGGCAGAGAUGCAGAAGCGAGGGACCGUGUGUCGCUCUGCUGCAGCACCCCGGCUCCAGGACAGCUCCUUGUGAUUAUUAUUAGUAUCACUGUGUUGCUCUUGUUGGGGUGGUGAUGACACUGUCUGCAUGUCCCCCCGGAUGUUCGUGCCGCUGGAUUGUGGUCCUUGCUUUGAAGUACAGAUGAUGGUGACGGUGAUGACGAUGAUAAUGAUCAGGAGGAAUCUGCCGUCGUCCGGAAAAGCAUAGACGAUAUUUAUAUAACACUGCACAAGCGAGGAGAAGAAGAGUCAAUUAAUCGACAACAAAUCCGAUCGUGUCGUGAGAGAGAGAGAGGCUGACAGAGACAGGGGUGGUGUGGGGAAUUAGAACCCGUACUCGAGCAAACUGUGAGGAGGGUGCAAAAAAAAAAAAAUUAAAAAAAAAAAUCUAAAAAUAACAAAAUCAACCACCUGAAUGAGAAGAGAAAUGCACAUCUGAUUUCCCGGUGGUGGUGUUUUUUGUAACAGCUGUAAAGGCAAGAAUCAGCAGCGAUACUGUAUCAAGAAACACAGCGGAGAAAAAAAAAAACACACACAAAAUAUGCAAAUUAUUUGAAAAAAUAAUAAAACCCAAACUGUCAGGAGGGUCGCGGGGACAGGCACGGACGCGUCUUGCCUUUCCAUAUCUAUAUAUCAACGGACAGUUUUUUUUUUUUUUUUUUUUUUUUGUGGAAAAUAUCAAGACCUAAUAAUAAAAAAACAAUUGUAUGUCUAUCGAGUAUUGAAGCAGAUGGGGUGUAAUGUGGUUGUGUUGCACAGUCUCUUCUACUCUGCUGCUUCGUAACGAUUGGCGUUUGGUGUCUGUAGAAUGGCGAGGUUUGGAGACGAGGUGCCGGCCAGGUAUGGAGGCGUCCCCGGGCAAGGGGGCCCCGGACGUGGUGGGAGCAGACAGGGCGGCCCGCCCGGCGCCCAGAGGAUGUACAAGCAGUCGAUGGCACAGCGAGCCCGGACCAUGGCCCUUUACAACCCGAUCCCGGUCCGACAGAACUGCCUCACAGUCAACCGGUCCCUCUUUCUGUUCAGCGAGGAUAACCUGGUGAGAAAAUACGCUAAAAAAAUCACCGAAUGGCCAUAUCCUUUCAAACAAAUGCCUUUUAAAAUCGAUGACACUGAACCUUAUUUCAUUGCGAUCUUUUGCUUCGAGUCUGGAAUUAAAAUCCUGGCUCUGGGAUUCGCGCUGCACAAGGGGUCCUACCUGCGGAACGGCUGGAACAUCAUGGACUUCGUGGUCGUUUGCACGGGCAUCCUGGCGACGGUGGGCUCGGACUUUGACCUGCGAACUCUGCGGGCAGUGCGAGUGCUGCGGCCCCUCAAGCUUGUGUCAGGAAUCCCGAGUUUACAAGUGGUUCUCAAGUCCAUCAUGAAGGCCAUGAUCCCUCUGCUGCAGAUCGGGCUGCUCCUGUUCUUUGCUAUCCUCAUGUUUGCCAUCAUCGGGCUGGAGUUCUACAUGGGCAAGUUUCACACCACCUGCUUCGACAUCUUCACAAGGGAGAUGCGGGAGGACUACCCCUGCGGGAAGGAGCCUCCGUCCCGGCUGUGUCCCAACGGGACAGAGUGCCGAGGGUAUUGGAUCGGACCCAACUACGGCAUUACCCAGUUCGACAACAUCCUAUUCGCUGUGCUCACCGUCUUCCAGUGCAUCACCAUGGAGGGCUGGACCGACCUUCUCUACUAUAGCAAUGAUGCCUCAGGGAAUGCCUGGAACUGGUUAUACUUCAUCCCGCUCAUCAUCAUCGGCUCCUUCUUCAUGCUGAAUCUGGUGCUGGGUGUCCUGUCUGGGGAGUUUGCCAAAGAGAGGGAGAGGGUUGAGAACAGGAGCGAGUUCCUGAAACUGCGGCGGCAGCAGCAGAUCGAGAGGGAGCUCAAUGGCUACCUGGAGUGGAUCUGUAAAGCAGAAGAAGUGAUCCUGGCUGAGGAUGAGACGGAUCCGGAUGAUAGGAUGCCCUUUGACGGCUCCCGGAGGAGACCCACGAUCAAGAAGAGUAAGACUGAUCUGCUGAACCCCGAGGAGGGAGAGGAUCACCUGGGGGACAUUCCAUCUGUCGGCUCUCCAUUUGCCCGCUCCAGUAUUAAAAGUGUCAAGCUAGACGGCUCAACCCCCUUCAACAAGAAGGAGCGGCGGCUGAGGUUCUUUGUCCGCCGCGUGGUCAAAACUCAGGCCUUUUACUGGACUGUGCUGAGUCUGGUCGGCCUCAACACUAUGUGUGUAGCCAUCGUGCAUUACGACCAGCCAGAACUGCUCUCUGAUUUCCUGUACUUUGCAGAAUUUAUUUUCUUAGGACUCUUUAUGUCCGAAAUGUUUAUAAAAAUGUACGGACUGGGGACCAGGCCUUACUUUCACUCCUCUUUCAACUGCUUCGACUGUGCAGUUAUAAUAGGCAGUAUUUUUGAAGUUAUGUGGGCAGUAGUGCAGCCCGGAACCUCCUUCGGAAUCAGUGUUUUACGAGCUCUCAGGUUAUUGAGGAUUUUCAAAGUUACAAAGUACUGGGCAUCUCUGCGGAACCUGGUCGUGUCUCUGCUCAACUCCAUGAAGUCCAUCAUCAGUCUGCUCUUCCUGCUCUUCCUCUUCAUUGUGGUCUUCGCUCUGCUGGGCAUGCAGCUCUUUGGGGGCCAGUUUAAUUUCAAAAGCGGCACUCCACCCACCAACUUCGACACCUUCCCUGCAGCAAUAAUGACUGUGUUCCAGGUCCUGACGGGAGAGGACUGGAACAUGGUGAUGUACGACGGGAUCAAGUCUCACGGAGGAGUUAACGAGGGCAUGGUCUUCUCCAUCUACUUCAUCGUGCUCACUCUCUUCGGGAACUGUAUCCUGAGUCAACCUGCAACGAGCACGGGCAAUGCACUGAAGGAGCAGCAGAAGAACAUGAAGGGGGGAAAGUCGGUGUGGGAGCAGCGCACCAGCGAGAUCCGCAAGCAGAACCUGAUGGCCAGCAGGGAAGCGCUAUACAACGAGCUGGAACCCGAGGACCGCUGGAAGGCACAGGUAUCAUACUCACGGCACAUCCGCCCUGACAUGAAGACGCACCUGGACCGCCCCCUGGUGGUGGACCCACAGGAGAACCGCAACAACAACACCAACAAGACACGUCCGAGCGACCCGGCAGGAGAGCAGCGGCUGAGCCAGCAGCGCGCAGAGGAGUUCCUGAGGAAGCAGGCGCGCUACCAUGAGCGGCCACAGGGGGGUGGCGGUGGCGGCGGGGGCAACCGGCCCUACGAGCGUGCGGACUCCAGCGAGACCAGGAGGGGCCAGCGCAGCAGCAGCAAGGAGCCCGACCCCAACCAGCACCCGGACAUGUACCGUGGACACAACCAGGACUGCAUGGACCCCAGGGAGGGAGGGGGUGGGGGAGGAGAGCGCAACAGGGACCCCCACCGGCGCCACCAGCAUAGGCAGCCUGGCCGCAGCAAGGAGGGGCGCAGCGUGUCCCCCCGCGGAGACGGGCUGGGCGAGCCCCGCCGGCCUAAGCCUCCUCACCGCUGGCCUGGGGAGGAGGAGGAGGGGACAGGGGGGGAAGGCAGGGGCUCCGGAGGGGGGGACAGGAGAGGGGGGAGGCACAGAGGAGGGGGAGAGGGAGGUGGAGGGAACAGGGGCAUUAACCGUCAGGACACGGGAGACUCCGAGCAGCAAGACGGAGUGGACCGGAGGAGGAGGCAUCGGCAAGCAGCCCAGUCCACCUACGAGACGGAGGGCAAGAGAGAGGGAGAGCGCAGGCACCGGCGCAGGAAAGAGGGGCAGGGUAAUGGUCCCUCCUCGGGUCCGAACCUGUCCACCACGCGGCCCAUCCAGCAGGACCUGUCCCGGCAGGACAGCCAGCAGCACACAGAGGACAUCGACAACAUGAAGAACAACAAGCUGGCCACGCAGCCCCCCAACUCCCGGAGCCACGGCAACAACACCACCGCCGCGCCACAGAGCCCUGCUCGGCUGGCAAACCACAGCAACCCCAACCCCACUGCGCCCAACAACAUGCUCAACCGCAAGGCACCGGGGGGCAACGCGCCAGGGGGCAACCCGCACCAGCCCCCCGAGAACAGCUUGAUCCUCACCAAUCCCAGCUCCACCCCCACCAACAACCCGGCCAAAACCAACAGCAAGAAGCCUGAGCACACCACCGUGGACAUCCCGCCAGCCUUCCCCAAGGAGAACGCCACUCUGCAGGUGAACAAGAACGCAAACACUGAGCCGCUGCCCAAGAAGGAGGAGGAGAAGAAGGAGGAGGAAGAGGAGUUUGAGAAGCCAGGGGGCGACGGACCCAAACCAAUGCCUCCCUACAGCUCCAUGUUCAUCCUCUCCACCACCAACCCGUUCCGCAGACUGUGCCACUACAUCGUUACGCUGCGCUACUUUGACAUGUGCAUCCUACUGGUGAUCGCCAUGAGCAGCAUCGCACUGGCCGCCGAGGACCCCGUGCAGCCAGACUCCCCCCGCAACAUCGUUCUUCGGUACUUUGACUACGUGUUCACUGGCAUCUUCACUUUUGAAAUGUUAAUCAAGAUGGUGGAUCUGGGUCUGGUCCUGCACCAAGGCGCCUAUUUCCGAGACCUCUGGAACAUCCUGGAUUUUAUAGUGGUUAGUGGUGCCCUGGUGGCCUUCGCCUUCACGAGCAGCGCGCGGGGGAGCAGUAAAGGAAAAGACAUCAGCACCAUCAAGUCUCUGCGAGUCCUCCGGGUGCUGAGACCUCUCAAGACCAUCAAGCGACUGCCCAAGCUCAAGGCGGUGUUUGACUGUGUGGUGAACUCCUUGAAGAAUGUGCUCAAUAUCCUCAUUGUCUACAUGCUCUUCAUGUUCAUCUUCGCUGUGGUGGCGGUGCAGCUCUUCAAGGGACGCUUCUUCUUCUGCACCGACGAGUCCAAGGAGCUGGAGCGCGACUGCAGAGGGGAGUACCUGGUGUACGAGCGACACAACGAGGUGAAGGCGCAGAAGCGCGAGUGGAAGAAGUACGAUUUUCACUACGACAACGUGCUGUGGGCUCUGCUGACCCUCUUCACUGUGUCCACAGGAGAGGGCUGGCCACAAGUUCUGAAGCACUCCGUCGAUGCCACUUAUGAGAACCAGGGCCCCAGCCCAGGGUAUCGCAUGGAGAUGUCGAUUUUCUACGUGGUCUAUUUCGUAGUGUUCCCGUUCUUCUUUGUGAACAUUUUCGUUGCCUUGAUCAUCAUUACCUUCCAGGAACAGGGCGACAAGAUGAUGGAGGACUACAGUCUGGAGAAAAACGAGAGAGCUUGCAUCGACUUUGCCAUCAGUGCCAGGCCCCUGACGCGGCACAUGCCUCAAAACAAGCAGAGCUUCCAGUACCGCAUGUGGCAGUUCGUGGUGUCGCCGCCUUUCGAAUACACCAUCAUGGCGAUGAUCGCACUCAACACCAUCGUGCUCAUGAUGAAGUUCUACGGUGCGACAUUGGCCUACGAGGCAGUGCUAAAGAACCUGAACAUUGUGUUCACGGCACUCUUCUCAAUGGAGUGCAUCCUCAAAAUAAUUGCCUUUGGAGUUCUGAACUAUUUUCGAGAUGCAUGGAAUAUUUUUGAUUUUGUCACAGUCAUGGGCAGUGUAACUGAUAUCUUGGUGACGGAGCUAGGGCUGAGUGUGUUCUCUCUCCCUGUCUCCGUGCAGACGAUCACGGACGAGAGCCCAAUGAAGCGCUCCGCCUCCAGCCUGGGACAUGGGCGCUCCAAGGGCGUGCGGCUCGACGACUACUCGCUGGAGCGCGUCAUUCCCGAGGAGAACCAGCGCCACCACCGACGCCGAGAGAGGGGCCACCGCACCUCCGAGAGGUCACUGAGCCGCUACACUGACGCAGACACAGGACUGGGCACGGACCUCAGCACCACCACGCAGUCUGGAGACCUGCCCCCCAAGGAGAAGGACCGAGAGCGUGGCCGGCCUAAGGACCGCAGGCACCAUCACCAUCACCAUCACCACCACGGCUCCGUGGACAAGGAGCGCUACACCCCCGAGCGGCAGGACUACGGGGGCCAGCGGACACGGGACAGGCGGUGGUCACGAUCCCCCAGCGAGGGCCGAGACUGCAUGCCUCACAGACAGGGCAGUAGUUCGGUGAGUGGGAGCCCGGUCCCUUCAACGUCCGGCACCAGCACCCCGCGCCGCGGCCGGAGACAGCUCCCGCAGACCCCCGCCACUCCCCGGCCCCACGUCACCUAUUCCCCUGUGGUCCGUAAAGCCAUGAACGCGCCCCCCGGAGGCCCCCACACGCAGACCGGCAGGGUCCCCGCCCCGGCCCCUCGCCGCUUCUCCCCCCCUCCUCCUGAGCAGCUCCACCGCCACCGGAACAGCCAGUCCCCGAGGGCGCACAGGAACGCCCCCGGCAGCCGGUGGUCCACGGCCAGUUCGCACAUGUCUCAGCAGGAGGAGCACGACGCGGAUGGCGGCUGCUAUUACCAGCGCUCCGGCUCCGAGGAGGAGGACCCAGUGGCCUUCCAGGAGGUGCACAGCCACUCUCCCAGGACUGCCCGCCGGGGGCACGGCUCACCCCCCGCCUCCCGGCACCCUGCUGGCCCCCCCAGGCGGGUCCCCAACGGGUAUUACUCCUCCUCCUCCCCCCACCACCACCACCACCAUCAACAGGGACAGCAAGAGAAGCCCCCGCCGUCACCCCAGCAGCAGCUCAGAGGUGCCAGGAAGGGCCUGCAUGAACCCUACAGUGAAACAGACGAGGACGACUGGUGCUAGCCUCACACUUGGGUUGGGUUUUUUUUUUUUGUUUGUUUUGUUUUUUUAAAAGAGAAAAAAUUGAAGAAAAACAAAUAAAAAAGAG